AGUCUGGAGUGAGAAGGGGACCAAAUAGUUUGAGUGGUGCAGCAGGCCGGCAGGAAGCUGCCGUCAGGACACUCCUGCUCCCUAAAUCAUCAUCAUGCUGCUAUUUCUUAGCUGAGUCCAUGCUGGCCACCCAACACUGCUGAUCAACUCCUGGCACAAAGAUGCAACCGGGCGGCCCCCCUCCACCGCCACCUCCUCCUCCACCACCUUUACUGCCACCUCCCCCUCCGCCGCCCCCUGCCGCCUUGGGAUUGAGGGGGCUGCGUCGGCGCUCCAGGAUGCGCAACUUUAACUGGGAGACCAUCCCAAAGGACACGGUGAUGGGAAAGCACAACAUCUGGACGGCGGAUCAGGCGGACGGCGAUUACAAGCUGGACACGGAUCACAUAGAGGAGCUGUUCAGCCACAAGCAGGCCCAGCAGCACCUCAACGCCCUCGGCCGCCACAGCGUCAGGGGCACCCCAGCAGCUGCUGCCCCGGGGGGAGAGCUGGUCACCAUCCUGGGCUCCAAGAGGAGCAUGAACAUUGGCAUUUUCCUCAAGCAGUUUAAGCGGCCUGUGGCAGACCUAAUAGAAGACAUCAGAGCAGGAAGUGGACUUGCUUUUGGUUAUGGAAAACUGCGGGAGCUAUGUAAACUGUUGCCGGAUGAAGGAGAGGUGAAACAGUUGCUGAAAUUCGAGGGCGACCAAUCAGCCCUCCCGGAUGCAGACCUGUUCAUGCUGAUGCUGGUCCAGAUCCCCAGUUAUGAGGAGCGUCUCAGCAGCUUGGUCCUGAAAGAAGAGUUUUUCCCCUUCAUGGCUGAAAUGAGAGGAUUCAUUGAUACUUUGAAAGCUGCUGGGAAUGAGCUUUUGGAUUCUGACAGUCUCCACUCUGUCAUUCGGCUGGUUCUAAAGACGGGGAAUUACAUGAAUGCCGGAGGCUAUGCCGGCAGCGCUGUGGGCUUCCGGAUGGCAUCGCUGCUGAAGUUAGUGGACACCAAAGCAAACAAACCAGGAAUGAACCUCAUGCACUACGUUGUGAUGCAAGCUCAGAACGCUGACACGGGCUUACUGACCUUUCCUGACCAACUCCAACACAUUAAAGCUGCUGCAAGAAUAAAUAAAAGUGACAUUGAAGCAGAGUUUGACAGACAAGUAAAAAAAGUGAAAGCUGCCAAAGCAAAUACUUUAAAGCAGGAAGACCUCAAGGCCCAGAUGGAGGACUUCCUCAAGGAUGCCGAGGCCUGCUUGGCAGAGGUGGAGGGUGAUCUUCAGGAGCUUCAGUCGAGCAGCGACUCUGUGGCCCAGUACUUCUGCGAGGACCCCAACAAGUUUAGACUGGAGGAAUGUUGCUCCAUUUUUGACUCCUUCUGUGAGAAAUUCCUGCGAGCCAUGCAGGAGAACAAGGCCCGAGAGGUGAUGGAGGUGAAGCGGCGGCACAGAAACAGGCUGCAGAGCGCCGCCAAGCGUAGGUCCACGGCCACCUGCUCCGACAGAGACAAGGAAAUGGAAGGGAUUGCCUUAGAGUCCAUCCUGCAGAACUUCCUGACCAACAGAACCUCCAGGAGACGAUCGGGACGCCCUUCGUCCACUUACGGCUGCCCGGUCGGUGGAAGCCCUCAAACGGGGAGCCUGUCGGAGAUGACUUCCCAGGAAAACCUGCCCACGCUGAAAAGAACAGAAUCCUUAAAGGUGAAGAAAGAGUGGAAUUCAGCAGGCGAACUCACAGGAAGGUCCCACAAAGACGCUCAGGAGACGGAUGUUGGGUCGGAGAAGGAGCAAGGAGAGGAGAUACCUUCUGGAGCAGCAUCCUGUAGGACUAGCACCAUUUCUUCCUCUGCUCGCCCCCUCUCCGCCGCCACUGACAGCGACGAGGAGGAUCUCCAGGACAACAACGAGGAAGAGGCCCAAAAACUACGUGAAGCAUCUCGGAAGGUUUUGCUCUAUCAGAGCAGCCGAGGCAGCGUCUCCUCUGCUGAGUUUAACUCGGAAAACCUCAAAUCUCCCCAGCCUGCCACCGCCGCACCUCGCCAGCGCACGUUUGACAUGGGAACAGACAGAUACCCCGGAGACCCCACGAAUGAGGAACUGGUCCACUUCUUGCUCAACUCUCCACCUUCUUCAAAGCGGAACAUCGGCCGCCGACACACACUUCCUGUCAAAGUCCAAAACAGCGAGGAGCAAGAUGAGGACGAGGUGUGGGAUUCAACCUCUUCAGCUAGAGACGAGGAGAAGGCGUCGGCUGGAGGCGAGCAAGUGUUUGACUUUACGGAGACGCUACCUCAACAAUCUGCUAACAUUCCUCUCAGCCCGGACAAGGAAGACGUCCAAGACGGGAAACCAGUGGAGCAAAAUGGUGCAAACAUUCCAGCCACGACUUCAUGGAACAAAUCGGAAUCAUUCGGACUCUUUUCUGGCUUCUUCAAGCGGCUUGGUGAUUUUGGUCGACUGCAGGGAGGCAAGGAAAGCCAGAAAGGUCUCGGCACUGACGUGUAGGAACCGCAGGGAGGUGGCAGACGUUCUGUCUAAAAAUAUCUUGAUUCCAUCAUGAUGGGCGCACCACACAGUCUGGCUUCCGGUGGAGGAAGUUUUUCCUUGCCUCCGUCACACAUUGCUUGCUGUUGGGUCCGGCUGGUUUUCUUGGACGUAGGUUCUAGACCUGCUCCAAGUGUGAAUCACCUUCUCACGGCCAACAUGUAUGCAUUUUUCUUACACGGCACAAAUAUUCACCCUUUAAUACAUUUUGCUGCUCUCAGGUACACAUUUUUUUUCCAUCAUCAGUUUCCUUGUUCCGUCUCCAAAAAAAACCCACUGCAUCUGCGGCGAUGCUGACCAUUAAGGAUGUGAUUGGUCGGCUUGUAGUGCUGUUCAGAGGGCGGACGACUUCUUUUCCGAUUUCAAAUUGGUUGUAGCGCAUCAGUUAGUUCCAGUUGCAAUAACAUUCCCCUUCUCGUUUGCGAGCAGCGGGAAGCUAACAAGCUAACAACAUUGACGCCAUGGCACCGGGUGUCCAAAUAGUGGCCCCAUUUGCAGCACCUGGCCCAUGGCCAGCCAGAAAAUAGACCAAAAGACAAAAUAAUAAUAUUAAUAAUAAUACAUUUUAUUUAGAAGCACUUUGAGGCAUAAUCUUGUGUCUUUUCUCUCACGGUUUUCUAAAUAUAUAUUAAUAAAGCUGUUUUGUGGCAGAAUACGGCCUACUAUUAGUCCAAAGAAUACCAUCUAACUGGUCACUAGGUGGCAGCAUUGCUAGUGUAAUAUUGGGUGAGACACACAAGCACCAGACUUCUUUAACACAGGUAACACUCCGCCACUUCCAAUGUCACUUCCUGCCCCCCACCCUACCCCGGAACACAUUUACUGCAACACACACAAGCACAUGUCUUAUUUUCUUUUAUUAUGUCUACUAUAUGGCGCAAUAUUAGUGUAAAGUUGACUAUAGGGGUGUUAUUUUAUGUCUAGAGAACUCUAAUAAAGUUAAAGAACAUAUUUAUAAGGUUGUAUGUACGUUUUCUUUGCUGUAACUACAAAAAUAUUUAUUUAUAAAUUCCGCAAAAUAAGAGUGCCCGGGUGUAGGGGGUUGAUUGGCAGGUCUGGCAUUGGUGUAAAAAUACAAAACAUUUUGUCCGAACUCUGAAUUAUGUAAGUUUCAGUGCAGAAAAUGCCAGUUUGCAAGUGUAGCCACUAGAUGGCAGCAAUCAUAAGGGAAGGGGUGUUGGGGGGGACUCAUCAAUCAUAUGCAUCAUUUUUAAUAUUCAUGCAUUAUGUGACUACUUGUUUUGCUCGCAGCAAGUGUUGGACCCAAGUAAACAUUAGAUAUGUUAAAAUAGGGCUUUAUUUUUAUACUUGCCAACAUUGCUAUUUAUUGCUGCUCUUUUAUUGUCCUCGCUGCUGUCAAAGAAUGACAUCAGAUUGUGGAUGCAUUCAGUCUUACUCAA
This is a messenger RNA of Doryrhamphus excisus (bluestripe pipefish), 3913 nucleotides long. NCBI's taxonomy places the organism in Eukaryota, Metazoa, Chordata, Actinopteri, Syngnathiformes, Syngnathidae. The record is from RefSeq and is a predicted model, not a curated record.